AUCUCUCUCUAUUUCUCUCUCUCUUACUGUCCUUCUCUCCGUCUCAGUGUGUGUACGUAUAAAAAGCGUCUCAGAGCUUUCACCUCAAUCUGAGCUCUCUGUGGCUUUGCGGGGCAGGCGGGCGCAGGACUCGGGCACGCCACCAAAGGGCAUCCCUCUGAGCCAAUUCUUUGACCUUCCCUCUCUGCUCUCCUCCCCACACCCCCCAGUUCCUUCUCCUCCCUCCGAUGUGUCGUGGGUUUCCCCCCUCUCCUCCUCACCCUUCCUCUCACUGAACGUCUUCGCUCUGCCUAGACGGUGGCUGCAUCGAAGCGAAAUGGGUUGUGGCAAUUCCUCAGCCACCAGCACCUCAGGAGGGGGGCCAGCAGAAGCCUCCAAAGAUGUGACAGAAGACCCCUUGGCAGACGAUGAGAAAAGAAGGAAUUAUGGUGGUGUGUAUGUGGGUCUGCCUGCGGACCUGACCGCAGUAGCUGCUAGUCAGUCCAAAUCCACACGCAAAGACUAGCAGCUACAGAAUGGAGUUCAAAACAGGACCCUACAGCUGAGUCACCCAGAGACUGUCACGUUACAAGCAGACAACAUCUCGCCGCUCUGAUUCUGCUUGAAAAUGGACUAAAUAAGGACUUUCAGAGUCACACUGAGCAAAAGACAGGAACUAGCAGAGCGGCAGAAGGUGGAGCGAUGUUUGGAUGCGUGCGGCUUCAGUCACCGCCCUUUAUCCUUGAGAGCAAAAGACAAAGAAAGAGGAAUCCCAGACAGGCGCCCCACGCUACGAGGAGCAGCUGAAGGUGGUAUCAAUGGACCCCCGUCCCCUCAGGAAAUGAUGGAGGAUACAGCCAACUUCACAACUGAAUGUGUGGGAAUCACAUAAUCUCCCCAAACUCCCUUGGCAAUAAUACUUUCUGCUAAUUCUAUCACGACAGAGCAUAAAUGCUUAAUUGCAAAGUCGACUGAACCACUGGUGAUGAGAAUAGAAUUUAUUGCAAUCAAGGACCCGCUGCUGCAUCAGGAAAGAGAUGUUAUUCUCAAUAAUCGCUCUCAGAGCUGAAAUGAAGCUUGUAAUUCACGAUGCGGAACAAUUUUAUGUAUCUGUUGUGCUUAUUCUCCCUUCAGCAUCAUGAUUUGUGUUUUUUUUUGGGGGGGGGGUUUGUAAGCUCAGAAUAUAGUACCUUUAAAGCCACAAACGGGAGAUUUUCUUAAAGUUUUCAUAAGCUGAACUGUCAGCUUUUUUUCCCCUCACAUCACAGCAUAAAUGUAGAUUUACCAAAACAGCUUAAUCUGGGAAGAGAUUGAAAGGAAGCAGCUUAAGAGGAAGCAUAGAAAUGGUUCUUCAAUCCUCCCCACCUCCCCACAUACUAUGUAACUGAACUCCAUGUUGUUAAGUCAGUGUGUAAUCUUUGGACGAAAAUCUGUGUUGAAUUGUGCAAUUUUCUUUCUGUCAACAACCACCACAAGAAAAGAUGAAAAAGCAGUUUUCAUUGAAGUACAGCUUAUAUCGUGAUAUUUACUGUGCCUUGCGGAGACGUUCCCAACCCCUUAAAGGUCUUCACGUUUUGUCACGUUGCCACAAACACCAGUGGAUUUCAUUGAGAUUUCCUGGGAUUAUCCAACACAAAGUGUUGCACUGUUACAAAAAAAAAAAAAAAAAUCAUUCAUGGUUUUCAAGUCCUUUUAUAGAUUAAAACUGGAAAAUUAUGUUUUCCAGUCCUAAUAAAACACAUUAAAUUUAAAAUGUGGAAACGAUCGAGACAGGAAUGCUUUAUCGAAGCUUUUUAAACUCUUUGUACCCUUUAUUUUUCCAAAUUAUUGACUACUGAGUCAAAUCAUGUUUUGUUCUGUUAAGCAGCAUGUCAAAAAUGUGCAGAAAUGUUUGAUCAGUAUGGGGGACAAAAAAAAAAAAAAAAAAAAAGAAUCUGGAAAAGAACUCCAGAAGAAUCUAAAGAAAAUCUAUUUUGACUUGCUAGCAGCACAAAUGAGUAAAGAUUUCCAAUGAGGAAAGAUGGAAAUCCAUCUCGUUUGGAUUUGUGUGAUGUAUUUACAGUCUGUACAGGUUCUUUGUACCACGCUCUUUGACUGCUGGGACUUUUUCCAACACCUCAGCAAACUCUGGAUAGGAAGAAGAGAAUAUUGAAAAGGAAUAAACUGAAUGAUUGUU
Gambusia affinis (western mosquitofish) is the source of this 2155-nucleotide messenger RNA. Its product is annotated as overexpressed in colon carcinoma 1 protein homolog. The transcript has 6 exons. Lineage: Eukaryota; Metazoa; Chordata; Actinopteri; Cyprinodontiformes; Poeciliidae. The record is from RefSeq and is a predicted model, not a curated record. The coding region runs from base 317 to 505 and encodes 62 amino acids.